AUGUACAAGCUGUUCGUCAUUGCCGCGCUGGUUGCCGUCGCAGCCGCCCAAAACCCACAGGACGCUCAGGCUCAGGUGCUCGUGUCCGAUUCGGUCGUAAACCCGGACGGUUCGUACAACUAUCGCUACGAGACGAGCAACGGUAUCCAGGCGCAGGAAAGCGGUGUCGGUGGCCAGUCGGCACAGGGCAGCUACUCGUACACCGGUGACGAUGGUGCUCAGUACCAGGUGACGUACGUUGCCGAUGAGAAUGGAUUCCAGCCGCAGGGUGCCCAUCUGCCCGUGGACGGACCCGCACCGGAUCACGUCCUGAAGACGCUCGAGCAGAUCCGUGCCAACCCGCCGCGUGAUGACCCGAACUUCAGCAUGGACGCACUGAACGCUGCCAUUGCCCGACUGAGCGGCAAGAAGUAA
Molecule: messenger RNA, 414 nt
Organism: Anopheles marshallii
Lineage: Eukaryota; Metazoa; Arthropoda; Insecta; Diptera; Culicidae
Product: cuticle protein CP14.6-like
Exons: 2
Coding region: 1-414 (137 amino acids)
Cellular component (GO): chitin-based extracellular matrix
Molecular function (GO): structural constituent of chitin-based larval cuticle
Source: RefSeq, a predicted model, not a curated record